Messenger RNA from Mastomys coucha (southern multimammate mouse), 802 nucleotides. It is a transcript of the gene Gng2, whose product is annotated as G protein subunit gamma 2. Gene Ontology annotation, cellular component: heterotrimeric G-protein complex. The record is from RefSeq and is a predicted model, not a curated record. The coding region runs from base 238 to 453 and encodes 71 amino acids. Gene Ontology annotation, biological process: G protein-coupled receptor signaling pathway. Gene Ontology annotation, molecular function: G-protein beta-subunit binding. NCBI's taxonomy places the organism in Eukaryota, Metazoa, Chordata, Mammalia, Rodentia, Muridae. The transcript has 4 exons.
UGGAGGGAGAAGCAAACAAGAAAACUGGCUUGCUACCCGAUACUAAGAGAGGAGGAAGUGGGAGAUGCGCUGCUUCCUGUAGAAAUGAUGAUUGAAGACAAAGCUGGGUGGGGACUCAGGCUUGGGCUUCUGGGACUGCUACACAGACAGACACUCGACGCCUCUCGUCAGAUCUGCCAGGGAGCCUCAGGCCUUGAACAUUGAUCAGAGUGUUUGAAGACCUCAUCCAACUCUCCAAUGGCCAGCAACAACACCGCCAGCAUAGCACAAGCCAGGAAGCUGGUAGAGCAGCUGAAGAUGGAAGCCAACAUCGACAGGAUAAAGGUGUCCAAGGCAGCUGCAGACUUGAUGGCCUACUGUGAGGCACACGCCAAGGAAGAUCCCCUGCUGACCCCAGUCCCGGCCUCAGAAAACCCCUUCCGGGAGAAGAAGUUCUUCUGCGCCAUCCUUUAAGUCUCAGAGGGGGCUGAAGAGCGUCGGGGCUCCCGGGACAUAAAUGUAGAGUUCCUAGCAAAGUGGGCGCCUUUCUCGUCCACAGCAUUUAAAGAGAGGAAGGAGAACCAUCCUGGACACUCCGGGCUGUGCAUGUUUAAAGAACUGUCCCCUUAUGAGAAUGAAAGCUGAUUCCAUGUCCCAACUUUAGAGAUCUGACCCUGCAGACCGGCCUGGAGGAGGGGAAUGUAUAAAAAACAAGAUUGGUGUCACUUCUUUUCUGCUGUCCCUCUAAGACCUUACAUAUCUGCUUCAUAUUUAUAAACAAAAUAAACAUUAAAGCCGGUGUCCUGAGCUAAGAUAUGGCUGA